AUGGAAAAGAAAUACAUUCUUUUACUUGGAAUGCUGCUCAAAAGAAGCAGGGAACUGGCUCGUAAAUUCUUGGAUAAUUACAUCUUUUUAGCAGUUGGAAGAGUAGGUAGUACAUCAGAAAAUAUUACACAGAAAGUUGUUUGGGUGGAAGAACAUGAUAAGAGAUCAUUUUUACUGGAUUUGUUAAAUGCUGCUGGACUGAAAAAUGGCAAUCCAGCUCGUGAUUCUUUGACUUUAACAUUUGUUGAGACUAAAAAAGGAGCAGAUGCUCUUGAAAACUUUCUUCUGAAAGAAGGCUAUCCAGUAACUAGUAUUCAUGGAGAUCGUAGCCAGCGAGAAAGAGAAGAUGCUCUGUGGUCUUUUCGCACAGGACAUACACCGGUUCUUGUAGCUACAGCAGUAAGUUUAUAAAAUUUAAAGAAAUAAUCUUUAAA
Centruroides sculpturatus (bark scorpion) is the source of this 434-nucleotide messenger RNA. Its product is annotated as ATP-dependent RNA helicase DDX3X-like. Bases 1 to 411 code for a protein of 136 amino acids. Gene Ontology annotation, cellular component: P granule; nucleus. Gene Ontology annotation, biological process: gamete generation; cell differentiation. The record is from RefSeq and is a predicted model, not a curated record. NCBI's taxonomy places the organism in Eukaryota, Metazoa, Arthropoda, Arachnida, Scorpiones, Buthidae. The transcript has 3 exons. Gene Ontology annotation, molecular function: RNA helicase activity; RNA binding.